Messenger RNA from Bipolaris sorokiniana ND90Pr, 436 nucleotides. RefSeq lists its product as uncharacterized. Lineage: Eukaryota; Fungi; Ascomycota; Dothideomycetes; Pleosporales; Pleosporaceae. The transcript has a single exon. The coding region runs from base 123 to 341 and encodes 72 amino acids. The record is from RefSeq and is a predicted model, not a curated record.
ACCAAGGUUAUUGAAGAUCGGAAAUACUUGUAUUGCUGUCGCUACGCUAACAAGGACAUCAUGUCUUUCAUUAUCCGAGAACAAGCUCUGGACUAGAUGCGACUGAGAUGCAUGCAUCCUAGAUGCGAGAUUUGCUGAGAUCAAGGAAAUUACUGCUGAAUGGCGGGCGAACACUUCGCGUUGAUUGCCAAGAUAACAAAACAAAAGUAAGCAGAGAGGGUAUCAUAACCUCUGACAAGCGAGAUGAUUGGGAGCAAAAUAGAAGAAAGGAACAAAAAAGCAGAUAUCGAACGAAGCCAGGUCGUUGCGCCAACGGUACGCCAGGUAUUACGCGCUUGUAGUGGAAAAUAGGUUGUGAGACGAAGGGUAAAAAAUAGAGGUAUACACGAGCUAGGCGGUAAGAGAAUGUACAAGAAAAGAUGAUUGUCGCAACCGA